AUGUCCGACGACGAUGAGUACUACGAGUUCGAGGAGGAUUAUAUGUAUGAGGAUUUAGUCCCCGACAUGGUGACCACUAAUAAGCCCUUGCCUAUCCAGGACGACCUCGCUGCUUCCUCACAUUACGAAGCCGCCCUGUAUGAAGACCCAGGAAUUGACGUCGAAGACUAUUUCAGCGACUGGGACUACUAUUCGGACGAUUACCAUGACGAUGACGCAACGGCCGAGAAAAGCGCAGAGCGAAGGAAAAGAACUGCAAUGGCGGCGAGAGCCAAACGCCUAGCAGAACCAUCUCUCCAGACAGCGCCAACCUCCGCGAUCGCACCGGUCAAGUCGUCUGUUGUCCCGGAUAUCAGCUCGUUCCAGGGUGUGGUGUGGAAAACACCCGCCCUGGAUCGGGACCAGGACGUCGCCAUUCUAUACGAGCCGGACACGGGCGAUAAAGUCGCCCUCCUGGAGAAUUGGCGGGAGGUUUUCAAGUCGGCUCAGCCGGCGCUGGAUAAGUCGCGCUUGAAAAAGCGGCGGGUGGAGGAAUCCCGGAUCGCAGACUCGGCUCUGGUCGACAAUGACAUAUCUGCCGGCGACAGUGCUGACGACGAGUCCGAGGGCUCGGAUGAAAUGUCCGAUGUACCCUCGUUGGACACUUCAGGCGUUGAUACUGGCGAUAUAUCCAACACAAAGACACACCCGAAGCCGGAAAUUGUCCGUUCGCUGAGACUGGCAUCGCCGCCCCAGGUUGUGAUUCCGUUGAAAAGAGGACUUAAACGGAAGACCACGGUGCGGCAGGAUGAGCCUGACGAGGAUGCAGCGCCGCCUCGCUCAAAGAAGGUUGAAACGCGCAAGGGCGGUGUCCGUGGGACUAAACAGCCCUCGGCUCCGCCUGUGCGCAGGUCAACUCGGCAGAAGAAGUAG
Molecule: messenger RNA, 912 nt
Organism: Penicillium paradoxum
Lineage: Eukaryota; Fungi; Ascomycota; Eurotiomycetes; Eurotiales; Aspergillaceae
Exons: 2
Coding region: 1-912 (303 amino acids)
Source: RefSeq, a predicted model, not a curated record